CCUAUGUUCAACUCAUCUCAUCCACAACAAGUUCUCUUUACUUAGAAAUCAAUAUCAAUCCCAAUUUGCAAACAGUUUGUGUUUCUUUGAUUCUCAAAUGGCGCAUUACCAGAGCGAAUACCCCACAGAGUCUCCCACAGACGAGUACGGCAACCCCGUUACCCGCACUGACGAGUAUGGCAACCCGAUUCACCACGGCGUGACCGGAGCAACCACCGGGCACGGCAUUCAUGACACCACUCACGUCACCGGAACCGGCUACGGAACUCACGGCACCGGUACUGCACCCACUGGUUUCGUUGGGGAUGCUCCUGGUGGUCACGGCGUCACUACUCUUCCGCGUUCUGGCAGCUCCAGCUCCAGCUCCUCUGAGGAUGAUGGUUAUGGUGGAAGGAGGAAGAAGGGUUUGAAGGAGAAGAUCAAGGAGAAGCUGCCAGGUGGCACACGCCGGUCCGAUGACCCCUACGGUACAACCCCGACUACCACACCUUCUGGUGGUCAGCACCAGGAUAGGGGAGUGAUGGACAAAAUCAAAGAGAAGAUCCCAGGUGGUCACAAGGACGAUCCCUACAGUACUACUCAUACCACUACUACACCGGGUUACGGCGUGGCCGGAGAGCACCGUGAGAAUAAGGGAGUGGUGGACCAGAUCAAAGAGAAGCUACCAGGCGGUCACAAGAAUGAUCCCUACAGUACUACACAUAGCACUACUACACCGGGUUACGGCGUGGCCGGAGAGCACCGUGAGAAUAAGGGAGUGGUGGACCAGAUCAAAGAGAAGCUACCAGGCGGUCACAAGAAUGAUCCCUACAGUACUACACAUAGCACUACUACACCGGGUUACGGCGUGGCCGGAGAGCACCGUGAGAAUAAGGGAGUGGUGGACCAGAUCAAAGAGAAGCUACCAGGCGGUCACAAGGAUGAUCCCUACAGUACUACUCAGAGCACUACUACACCGGGUUACGGCAUGGGUUACGGCAGGGCCGGAGAGCACCGUGAGAAUAAGGGAGUGGUGGACCAGAUCAAAGAGAAGCUACCAGGCGGUCACAAGGAUGAUCCCUACAGUACUACUCAUAGCACUACUACACCGGGUUCCGGCGUGGCCGGAGAGCACCGUGAGAAUAAGGGAGUGGUUGACAAGAUCAAAGAGAAGCUACCAGGUGGUCGCAAGGAUGAUCCCUACGGUACUACUCACACCACCACGACUGCUGCACCGGCUUACGGUACUGCAACAGGGGAGCACCAUGAGAAGAAGGGAAUGAUGGACAAGAUCAAGGAGAAGCUUCCCGGUGGACACAGCACCACUCGAUAAACUGAUUAGUUUGUAAUUAACGGCUGUGGAUCAAUGCUCGUUUGUAAUUUGACGCUGAUACGCACAGUUAGGGUGCAUAAGCGUAUUUAUGCCGGGUAGUGUAUAGCAGCUAGUGUGGUUUGUAUAAUAAAGCUCACCAUGCAUGUUCGUCGUGUAUGUGGGUUCGCACUGUGUCCGUUUGUUGUAUUAUGUAAUAUCGAUAUAUCUUAAUUUCUUUAUUUGAGGUGUACACGGUUUUCAAUCUA
Rosa chinensis is the source of this 1557-nucleotide messenger RNA. Its product is annotated as cold-shock protein CS120. Gene Ontology annotation, biological process: response to water. Bases 98 to 1312 code for a protein of 404 amino acids. The transcript is spliced from 2 exons. The record is from RefSeq and is a predicted model, not a curated record. NCBI's taxonomy places the organism in Eukaryota, Viridiplantae, Streptophyta, Magnoliopsida, Rosales, Rosaceae.